AACCCGACCCGGAAAAUAAGUCCUCUUUUUCUCGGGUUUCGUUAUUCUUUUCUUUCAGCUCAAGACACAGAGAGAACAAAAGCUUUUUUUUUUUUUUCUUUCAUUUCCAUAAUUCAAAUAUAUAUAAAUAGAGAGAAACUACGAACGCUUCACCUUCUAUUUCGUUGUGUUCGACUCCGUGGCGGUGAAAUCGGGAUCGAUGGCGGCCUUGGAAUACCUAGAGACUCUUCGAAAUGAGCACCCAGAGCUAGCCGACUGGUACAAUUCUCUAGCAGAUCUGUAUCAGAAGAAGCUCUGGCACCAGCUCACUCUCAAGCUCGAGCAGUUCGUCGCUCUCACCGUCUUUCAGGCUGGAGAUGCACUGAUACAGUUGUAUCAUAAUUUUAUCACUGACUUUGAGACCAAGAUUAAUCUUCUCAAGCUUGCACAUUUUGCUGUCAUAGUUUCUCGGCAGUACGCAGAGAAAGAAGCUGCUAUUUGUUAUCUUGAAGGGGUGAUCGAAAAGCUUCAGGCUACUAGAGAGCAGCGCAUAGAAGAGCCAAUUCUCUAUAUUAAGAUGCAAAUUGCCAAAUUCAAGCUCGAGCAGGGUGACCAAAAGGAGUGCAAGAAACUUCUUGAAGAUGGAAAGAGUACUCUCGACAGUAUGACCGACAUUGAUCCAUCUGUAUAUGCUAGCUAUUAUUGGGUUUCAUCUCAAUAUUAUAAAUUUCGCCAAGAAUUUGCCGAAUUCUACAAAAGCGCUCUCCUUUAUCUUGCUUACACAUCAGUGGAGUCUCUCUCAGAAUCUUUUAAGCUGGAUCUGGCAUUUGAUCUGUCGCUUUCUGCUCUUUUGGGAGAUAAAAUCUACAACUUUGGAGAACUGCUUGCUCAUCCUAUUAUAAAGAGUCUUCUGGGUACCAAAGUUGAGUGGCUUUACUAUAUCCUCCAGGCCUUCAACUCAGGGGAUUUAGUUCGCUAUCAAGAAUUGUGUCGUGUGCACAAUGCUGCAUUGAGGGCUCAACCAGCCUUGGUUGAGAAUGAGAAGAAGCUAUUGGAAAAAAUAAAUAUUCUAUGCUUAAUGGAGAUUAUCUUCAGCCGCCCAUCCGAAGAUCGAACUAUUCCAUUAAAAGUUAUUGCUGAGCGAACAAAACUGUCGAUUGAGGAUGUUGAGCAUCUUAUCAUGAAGAGCCUAUCUGUUCAUCUGAUUGAGGGCAUAAUUGAUCAAGUUGAGGGAACUGUUCAUGUCUCCUGGGUGCAGCCGAGAGUUUUGGGAAUACCACAGAUCAAAUCCUUGCGAGACCGGUUGGAUAAUUGGGUGGGCAAAGUACACACUGCUUGGUUAUCGAUUGAGGCUGAAACGCCUGAUCUUGUUGCAUCAUGAUUUUUUUCCCUAGUUCCUUUUGUGCCCAUUGUAACAAUUUCGUAAUUUGAAGAAAGAACAAAAAAGGAAAGGCAAUGGUGAGCAAUGAGGAUGGAGUCUAGUGUAUGUCGUGUGGGGAGUGGAGCCAACUUUGUAUGCUUCCUUUAAAGAUACUACUUGAUCCUUUUCUUAAAUCAUUCUUCUCAAAGGAGCGGCUCUUGUACUUUUCAGUUUUCAGCAUUUGUUGGAUCUACAAUGGCACUGACAUGCCUAAGGAUACGGUCAGAUUUGAAAACAGCAUCCUUUUCUUUUUUAAGGUGGUUCUUCCAACUUUUGUAUUGGGAUUUUUCGUUAGAUACAAUCAGAUAUGAUCCACUUUUAUGUGGAUUUUUAGUUCAGUUUCA
Messenger RNA from Theobroma cacao (cacao), 1743 nucleotides. RefSeq names its product 26S proteasome non-ATPase regulatory subunit 13 homolog B. NCBI's taxonomy places the organism in Eukaryota, Viridiplantae, Streptophyta, Magnoliopsida, Malvales, Malvaceae. The record is from RefSeq and is a predicted model, not a curated record. Gene Ontology annotation, cellular component: nucleus; cytosol; proteasome regulatory particle, lid subcomplex. Gene Ontology annotation, biological process: ubiquitin-dependent protein catabolic process. Gene Ontology annotation, molecular function: structural molecule activity.